Molecule: messenger RNA, 9260 nt
Organism: Ailuropoda melanoleuca (giant panda)
Lineage: Eukaryota; Metazoa; Chordata; Mammalia; Carnivora; Ursidae
Gene: TACC2
Product: transforming acidic coiled-coil containing protein 2
Exons: 22
Coding region: 306-8786 (2826 amino acids)
Biological process (GO): cerebral cortex development; mitotic spindle organization; nuclear migration
Cellular component (GO): cytoplasm
Source: RefSeq, a predicted model, not a curated record
ACCCCGAGCCUGUGCAGAGAACUUCGUCAGCUCAGAGUCCAGGGUCUGUACAACCACCUGGGAACAGCCAGAAUAUAAGAAGGAACCUGGAGGAGAAGUCUGGAAGUACUGGGCAUGGAGACUUGCACAGUGCCAAGCACCGAGGCUCCCGCUCCGCGUCUGAGGGUGCUGCCAGCCUGGAUCCGUGCAUCGUGUCCCCGGAGGUGACUGAGCUGAGCAAAUGCCCACAGGAAGCCAGGGGCCCAGAAGGUUCUCCACUGCCCUGCCCACCAGUGCCCUGGGAGCAGGAGUGCCCCUCUGCCUCCAUGCCCUUUGCCGAGGGCCCCCCGGAAGCUUGCUUGGCAAGCCCAGCAGCAGCACCUGAAGAUUGGCCCCUCAUACAACACCCCAGGAGGGAACCCUCCCCAGAUGCCCGUGGGGAGGCCCCAACGGUGUCUGUCCCUGAAGGGGGCAGUUCUACUCAGUGCAGCGUGGGUGCCGUCGUCCCCAGUGCUGGGCGAGGGAAUGACCUGGGGGAAGAAGGGCAUCCACUGUCUUCCUCCGGCUGCACUGACCAGUCGCCAGGGGUUUCACCAGCAUCUUCUCAAGCGCUGAUGCAGGGACAGCUGUGCAGGAAAGAUGGCCAGCACGAUGGUUUCGAGUCCCAAGGGGACGAGGCUGCAGGUGGCCUUCCCCUGGCAGAAUCCAGGCAGGGGGCGGCUUCUGUGCCAGGCAAGGCGAGCUCAUCUGGUCUGGAGGAGUCCCCCACAAAACCCGAGACCCCGACUCCACCCGAGCCAGCCCCCGGAGCCUCGGACAGGGACAAAUGCCAAGUGGAGGUGCCGCCUCAGGCUUUUGCAGAUGGCGCGGGAUUCCUCUGGGCCUGCCAUCCCCCUAGGAGCCCUGCAGGGGCUGCCCAAGAAGCUGACACAAAUUCCUGGGAAAGCUGCCAGCAGCCCAUGGGAGCACAUCUGGCACACAUCGAGCCGCCCAGGGAGUCACCGAGCCCUGCCCCGGUGCCCGGGGCUGGGGGCUCUGGGAAGGAGACCGUGGAUGCCCGAGAUACUCAGAGUCGCUUGCAAGCAGGGGGGCCGGGAAGCGAGCCCAGUGCAGCUGUCCGUGCUGCAGCGGGCACCCAGCCCGGAGGGGCUUUGCUUGAGAGCGCAGAGCCUUCCCCACGUGUGCGGAUGGAGGACACACGUCCAGCUUCAGGCUCCACUUCACCGCCAGCUGCUCAGGCCUCUGCUGCUGCAGAAGAAUCCAGCUGGUUGACCGGGGAGAUGGUUUCCAGGGCUGAGAUGCCAGUGCUUACGGAUCUGGCCAAAGAGUUAGCAGAUGCAGGCUUGGCAGGAUGGGACAAGCUCGCUUCUGAUCUCAGAAGGGAGGGAGAGGAUCUAGGAGGGAACCAUGGAGAGGGUCCUGCCCCUUUGCCCCAGGAGGACAGGGGAGAGGUCUCAAUGAGGGACCAGAAAGUCCAACAAGGGGUACUGCCCCCCGCCCCAACCAGUGUAUCAGAUGACAGGGCCAGAAGCUCACCAGAAUCAAAGAAUGAAGCCAAGGCCCCUGAAAGCCCAGCGGUGGCUGAGGAGGAGAGCAGACUGCCCGAGGCCAACUCUAGAAGGCAGGAAGAAGUCCUGGAGCCACUUGACCGUAGAGAUCCUGAGAAUCCGUGGGGAGAACAACCCGGGGCCUUAGGCUGUAAGUCCAGCCCAGAGAUGGAAAAAAAUGAGUUUUCAAAGCUAAGCCAUGAUGUGGAGAGCAAAGUGUAUUCUAGCACGGACUCAGCACAGCCACUCAGAAAGGAAGGCCCCGGGCACGCCGAUAGGCCUGGCUCUCCAUCAGAAGUUACGGUGUGGAGCUCGGUGACCUGUGAGAUGAUGGGUGAAGUCCAUGUGGUCCAUGCCUCUGGCUCACUGCAUGAGCUCCCCCAGAAGGAUCUUGUCCUGCCCGCUGGGCCGGAUGGAACUGGUGAACACAUUCUUCCCAAAGAAGCUGUCUGGGAGGGGCCAGGAUUGCAGACCCAGUGUCCCGACACACUGCAGGACGUGGGGGGAUUGGAAAGAAUGGACUAUCUUCCUGCUUUAGAAUCUGAGAAAUCAGAUUUCCUGUCAACUCCUGCGGCAGAGGUCAUCCCCAGAGCCCAGGCGGCGGAGAGCCCAUCUGACACAAAGAUGAGGAGCCGCCCAUCUGCGCAGAGGCCCAGCAGCUGUGCCGGGGAGGGCCUGCUGACAUCCCCGGGCCAACCUUGUGGGCUGGGGCGUGAGGCAGCUGGUCAGGAAGUCCAGGCUGAUGGGCCACAUCUCCCCAAGGGGGAGGACUUGGCCGCGGACAGUGGGCUGACGAUGGUCAGUCUGGAGCAAGAUCAGCAGGGAAGCCUGUCCUGCCGAGGGGACAGCUGGACACAAGGAACUGCUUCUGAGGGGCCCCCAGUAUCUCCUGAGAACCGUCUCCAGCCGUUGCAGUCAGAACCAGAAGCAUUCAUGUCUGACAUGCUCAGGGAGAAGCCCCAGCAGUGUGAAAAUGAGAAAGAGACUUAUCCAGGUGGUCUUCUAGGCUCUGAGAACCUAGAUGCAGAUGCUUCCCCAACCCGCCCAGCUGUGGAACCCUUGGCAGAUGUGUGCUUGCCCACUCAUGGGCCAGAGGACCCAGCUUCCAGAUCAGAACUGCGGGGGGAGCUCCCCAAAGGCAGUCUGUCUGAUGCUCCCAGGUUGGCUCCUGGGGCCAUGGUUCCAGAGAGCCCUGCGACAGAGCAGCCAGAGCUAUCAGCAGCAGGACCGGAGCUGUCUGCACGAGGGCAGAAUGAGCAAGAGGGAGCCUGCGGUGGCAGCCUGCCUUCCAGAGUCUCGCCGCCUGCAGCAGCCUCGGAAGACUCUCCUGCAGGUCACUUGAGCAGAGAGGAGCAUUGCUGUGCACAGCAGGGGCCCAACAAGUCCCAGCAGGAACUGGCAGGUGUGUUGCAAGCCAGUGGCUGGCAUGAGGAAGCAUGUCUCAGGGACGCAGAAGUUUCCGAAGCAGCUGACGCUCAGCCCCCGCUCCAGGGGUUGGGCAAGACAGAGAAGGCAAGUGGGAACACAGUGGGGACCCCACCUUGUACGCCUGACUCAGUCGCUCUCCUGGAUGCAGCCCACAGCCCGCCAGCCCCGGCGCUCGCCAGCCGUAGAGUCACACCCAGCCAGGAUGCCCCAGACAGAGAGGCGUAUGGGGAAGCGCAGGGAGGCAGGCAGCAACCUGUGCUGGCCCCACAGAAGGAAAUGGAGCACCCCCCUGCCUUGGAUGCAGAGGCCCCAAGGCUCCUUGGAAGUUUCCCAGCGGCCAAGAAUCAAGGUGCGGACGGCGGGGCUGCCGAGACCGGUGGGAGUGCCGAGGAAGGGGGCCUGGGGGUGCAGCGGUCUCUGGAGGGGCCUGCAGAAGCUGCUCUGAGCGACGGCUCCCUUCAGACCGAGCAGCAUGCCUCCUCUGGGAAGGAAGCUUCUACCUUUGCCCCGGGUGAGCCCUGCCCAGCAGAGCAGCUGUCGGCCAGCUGCCAGGAUGCCCUGCUACCAGCCGGAGAGCUGGGGGGGAUUCCCACGAGCCAGGUGGCUAUUUCUGCAGCCCAGGCUGUCCCCAACCCAAAGAGAGCCCUGCCACCUGGGCCACCAGAAGAGGCUGCUCCAGACACUCCUUACCUGCAUAUCGAUGGCGCUGUCAGAACAGGGGCAGCCCCUUGUCCCAUAGAAGAGCCCCCUGCGGCCUUGGGAAAUGCCACCUCCAUGAAGCUUUCUGCUGGCUUGCUUGCCCCUCUCUCACAACUGGGAGUGGCCAGUGGGGAGAUCUCUGGGGUGCAAGUGAGCAGUGGGAGCCCCAGAGCUGGAAACGUUGAGGGACCCGCAGACUCCAUCCCCUACCUGGACGGGGCACCGCUUCCGACCAAGCAUCAGCAGAUGACAGGGGAGGAGGAGGAGGAGGCAAGAGCGCCUAGUGCAGACACUGAGCCUGGUGGGAUGCCAGCACGCCCCGCCGGUGAGGAGAGCAUGGCAGGCGAGGCAACAAGGGAGCCGGAGGGCAGUGGGGAGAGGAUGGUAGACCCUUCCAAGGAUCUGAGGUGGGGUGCAUCAGGUGGUGUGGACGCAGGCUCCAAGCAGAUUGGCAUGAUCACCGAGUUCCCUGACUUCAGGGAGCACAUCACCAAGAUCUUUGAGAAGUCCGUGCUCAGAGCCCUGACCGUUGAUGGGCCCCAGAGUGCAGCGGGAGAAAAGCCAGGAGCCGUCGGAAGCGUGAGGGGCGAGGACCUCGCGGGGCCACACCCAGAGAAUCCUCCAGAUGGGGCUCAAGGACUGGCCAUCGCCCCUCUCCCCGCCCUUCCUGCUGGACACGGGGUGGCUGCAACGAAGAAGCAAGAGUUGCCUACAGAGGCCGAGCCCCCCUGUCUGGUUGCCCAGGAGCCCGCUCCAGGAAGGCUGCCGGCUCCGGCGGCGCCAGCCGCAGACCUGAACCUGCCAGGAGCUGGUGUAGGGAAGGCAAUGACCGGGGUCCCACAGGCCGUGCAGGACAGUGAGAAGCCAGAGCGGGCUGGGGAGGCCGGGCUGGGGCUUGGAGGCCAGGCCCCCUCACCGCAGGGUGGGGGCCAGCAGGAACUAGCCUCAGGGCCUUCCCUGCCCGCAGCCGGUCCGGAGACUCCCGUGGAAAAAGCCGCUGACUUCCAGGUGGAGCCCCAGGGCCACCGAGAAGGGGCCGUGAUUCCAGAAGACAGAAUUCCUCCUGGAAUAUACUCCCAGGAAACAUCCACCGGUGACGGUCAACCUGGAGAGGAUGCUGCCCAGGGCUUUGCUCACACAGGGGGGCCGAGUGACUUGCCAGUAUCCACCGCGGCCCUGGGAGCAGCUUCUCCCCAUGGGAGUGUUUUGACUGUGGCCGAGGCCAUCCGUGAGCCCUGGACCCCUGACACCCUUGGGGGUGAGCAGAGGUGUGGAGGUGGCGCUGGGAUCUCCGAAACACAAAAUGCCCUGGGCAAGCCCUGUGCUCCCGAGCUCUGGGCUGUGGAAGUAGCAGCCACCCCCCCGGAGACUGGCUCGGGGGCAGGAGCUGCUGGGGAAGCAGCGGGUGACGUCACUUCGAGCACAGCUGAGACCGGGGCACGUGUGUCUGGUGACCCGCCCGAGACAGGUACUACGAGGAUGUUCUCUGGCGCUGCUCAGGGGCUGCUGGGGACCCGUGAGGACUCGGGCUGCUCUGCUGGGACCCCAGGCCCAGAGGACGCAGCCACUGUGCGAGGGGCCAGCCCGGCCGCGCACCAGCUGCCUGAGGAACAGCCUGGGCCUCAGCCCCCCGCUCCUGCUGGGGGCGGGAAGCUGCCAGUCUCUUCACCUCCGGAACCUGCCGAGCCUCGGGACCCGAAGCCCCAAACCCCGGCUCCAGGAGAGCUCCCUGCUGAAAGAAGAAGCCCUGGGCCGGGUGCAUCCACUUUACCUUCAGCUCCUGAGAAGGACGCUCCACAUGCCCCAGGCCAGGUCAUCUCCCACGAGGCCGGAAGUGUGGGAGGAGCAGAAAGGUCACAUGUAGCAGAUGAUGUCAUCCAGCCAGCUGCCCUUGAGGACCCGGAAGACCCACUGUUAGCUGCCUCUUCACACCAUGGUGACGCCAUUAGCCAGGUCUCCAGGGAUCUGACAGCCCAGAGCACCUCCCCAGCUGCCACCCGUGCCGCUCUCGUUGCCCGAGCCUCUGAACAUGUGUCUUUACUUCCUGCCCCAGCUGGUGAUGGAGUAGAAGCUUCUGUUCUCUCCCACCAGGGUCUGCCCAAGGACUUAAGCAGGAGUUCUGACUCUGAAGAAGCAUUUGAGACCCCCGAGUCGACGACUCCUGUCAAAGCUCCACCAGCCCCACCCCCGCCACCCCCCGAAGUCACUCCAGAGCCUGAGAUCAGCACACAGCCUCCCCUGGAAGAACCAGGUAACCAAGGCUGCGGUGCUGAGCCGGCCUCUGUCCCUGAUGGCCCACGCAGCAGCUCGGUGGAAGGUAGCCCCUUCCGCCCCCCGUCACACUCCUUCUCUGCCGUCUUCGAUGAAGACAAGCCUAUAGCCAGCAGCGGGACUUACAACUUAGACUUUGACAGCAUCGAGCUGGUGGAUGAUUUCCAGACCUUGGAGCCCCGCUGCUCAGACUCUAAGAGUCAGGAAUGCAAAGUGAACACGCGGAGGAAAUCCACGGAUUCUGUGCCCGUCUCCAAGUCCACGCUGUCCCGCUCUCUCAGCCUGCAAGCCAGUGACUUUGAUGGUGCUUCCCGCUCAGGCAAUCCCGAGGCCGUGGCUCCGGCCGCAGAUGCGUACAGCACGGGUUCAAGCAGUGCUUCCAGUACCCUUAAGCGAACUAAAAAACCAAGGCCACCUUCCUUAAAAAAGAAGCAAACCACUAAGAAACCCACCGAAACCCCCCCCGUGAAAGAGACACAACAGAAGCCGCUGGAAGAGAAUCCUGUCUCCACUGAGGAGAAUCGCGCGUUCGAGACAAAACCUGAAUUGGCCAAGACGGAAGGUUCUGUACCAGCCCUCCUGGAGGAGGCGCCCCUGGAAGCCACUGCUCUGCCCGAGGCCGCCUGCCCUCUGGACCUCGAGGCCGCCGAAGGGGCCAUCCCCCCAGCUUCUGGAAGUGGCAGAGUGCAGAACUCCCCCCCGGUUGGAAGGAAAACCUGGCCUCUUGCCACGGCUCCAGAGGCGGUGGAGGUGACCCCAUCAGAUAGUGGGGGGCAGGAGGACUCCCCAGUCAAAGGGCUCCCGGUGAGGCUGGAGUUUGACUAUUCUGAGGACAAGGGUAGUUGGGACACCCAGCAGGAAAACCCCCCUCCUACCAAAAAGCUGGGCAAAAAGCCGGUUGCCAAAAUGCCCCUAAGGAGGCCAAAGAUGAAAAAAAACCCCGAGAAACUCGACAACACUCCUGCCUCGCCAACCAGAUCCCCCGAUGAGCCCAAUGACAUCCCUAUUGCUAAAGGUACCUACACCUUUGAUAUUGACAAGUGGGAUGACCCCAAUUUUAACCCUUUUUCUUCCACCUCCAAAAUGCAAGACUCCCCCAGACUGCCCCAACAGUCCUACAACUUUGACCCAGACGCCUGUGAUGAAUCCGUUGACCCUUUCAAGACGUCCUCGAAAACCCCCAGCUCGCCUUCUAAAUCACCAGCCUCCUUUGAGAUCCCAGCCAGUGCCAUCGAAGCCAAUGGAGUGGACGGGGAUGGGCUGAACAAGCCCGCCAAGAAGAAGAAGACGCCCCUAAAGACUGACACAUUUAGGGUGAAAAGGUCGCCAAAACGGUCUCCUCUCUCUGAUCCACCUUCUCAGGACUCCACGCCAGCAGCGACACCAGAAACACCGGUCAUCUCCGCGGUGGUCCACGCCACCGAUGAGGAAAAGCUGGCGGUCACCAACCAGAAGUGGACGUGUGUGACGGUGGACCUGGAGGCUGACAAACAGGACUACCCGCAGCCCUCGGACCUGUCCACCUUCGUCAGUGACACCAAAUUCAACUCACCCACGGAGGAGUUGGAUUACAGAAGCUCCUAUGAAAUUGAAUAUAUGGAGAAAAUCGGCUCCUCCUUACCUCAGGACGAUGACCCCCCGAAGAAGCAGGCCCUGUACCUUAUGUUUGACACGUCUCAGGAGAGCCCGGUCAAGUCUCCCCCAGUCCGGACGUCCGAGUCCCCGACGCCGUGUUCAGGGUCAAGUUUUGAGGAAGCCGAAGCCCUUGUAAACACUGGGGCAAAGAUCCAGCAUCCUGUCACACGAGGACUGGCUCCCAACCAAGAGCCACACUUGCAGGUGCCGGAGAAAUCCUCCCAGAAGGAGCUGGAGGCCAUGACCUUGGGUACUGCUUCAGACGCAAUUGAAAUUACAGCUCCUGAGGGCUCCUUUGCCUCUGCUGACGCCCUCCUCAGCAGGCUAGCUCAUCCAGCCUCUCUCUGUGGCACGCUUGACUAUCUGGAACCCGACUUAGCAGAAAAGAACCCCCCAGUAUUUGCCCAGAAACUUCAGGAGGAGUUAGAAUUUGCCGUCAUGCGGAUAGAAGCCCUGAAGCUAGCCAGGCAGAUUGCUCUGGCUUCCCGUAGCCGCCAAGACACCAAGAGAGAAGCGGCCCACCCAACAGAUGUCUCCAUCUCCAAAACAGCCUUGUACUCCCGCAUCGGGACGGCCGAGGUGGAGAAGCCCGCGGGCCUUCUGUUCCAGCAGCCCGACCUGGACUCCGCUCUCCGGAUCGCCAGAGCGGAGAUCAUAACCAAGGAGAGAGAGGUCUCAGAGUGGAAGGACAAAUAUGAAGAAAGCAGGCGGGAAGUGAUGGAAAUGAGGAAAAUAGUGGCGGAGUAUGAGAAGACCAUCGCUCAGAUGAUAGAGGACGAGCAGAGGGAGAAGUCCGUCUCCCACCAGACCGUCCAGCAGCUGGUCCUAGAGAAGGAGCAAGCCCUGGCUGACCUGAACUCCGUGGAGAAAUCUCUGGCUGAUCUCUUCAGGAGAUACGAGAAGAUGAAGGAGGUCCUUGAGGGUUUCCGGAAGAAUGAAGAGGUAUUGAAGAAGUGUGCACAGGAGUACCUGUCGCGGGUCAAGAAAGAGGAGCAGAGGUACCAGGCCCUGAAGGUGCACGCGGAGGAGAAGCUGGACAGGGCCAACGCUGAGAUCGCGCAGGUCCGAGGCAAGGCCCAGCAGGAGCAGGCUGCCUACCAGGCCAGUCUGCGGAAGGAGCAGCUUCGCGUGGACGCUUUGGAGAGGACGCUGGAGCAGAAGAAUAAAGAGAUAGAAGAACUCACCAAGAUUUGUGAUGAACUGAUUGCCAAAAUGGGGAAAAGCUAACUUUGAACCAAAUGUUUGGACUUGACCGUUGCGUGCAAUAUGACGUCGGCUCACUGCUGUCCUUCCGGUGACGUGGACAGGUUCUGUUUUCACUUUUUCGUAUGCACUACUGUAUUUCCUUUCUAAAGAACGUUGAUUUGAUUGUAUGCAGUACUAAGGAGACUAUCAGAAUUUCUUGCUAUUGGUUUGCAUUUUCGUAGUAUAAAUUCAUAGCAAGUUGACCUCAGAGUUCCUGUAUCAGGGAGAUUGUCUGAUUCUCUAAUAAAGACAAAUCGCUGACCUUGGCCUUGCCCUUUGUACAUGAGUUCCCAGGGUGAGCGGCUUUUGGAUUUAAUAUGAACAUAUACAGCUUGCACAGGGACUCUUGCCUUAAGGAGUGUAAACUUGAUCUGCAUUUGCUGAUUUGUUUUAAAAAAAAAUGCAUGUUUCGAAUAAAAUUCUCUAUUGUAAAUAAAUUUUUUUCUUUGGAUCUUG